Molecule: messenger RNA, 2811 nt
Organism: Neocloeon triangulifer
Lineage: Eukaryota; Metazoa; Arthropoda; Insecta; Ephemeroptera; Baetidae
Product: PAX3- and PAX7-binding protein 1
Exons: 15
Coding region: 154-2736 (860 amino acids)
Biological process (GO): mRNA splicing, via spliceosome
Cellular component (GO): nucleus
Molecular function (GO): DNA binding
Source: RefSeq, a predicted model, not a curated record
GAUGUCCGCUUCAACGCGAUGAUCGACUCGAAAGUUUAUUAGCACAGUUACAGUUCAUUAUUUUGCACUGAAUUUGCAGGACUUAUUUAGAAAAUUUUCCGCUCAAUUUGAGAUCUCUAUAAACUCUAUUGCAUUCUCAAAGUUUUUCACAAGAUGUUUAGAAAGCCCCAAAAGAAGAAUCUGCGCCAGAGACAAGAUGACGAGUUGUUGGAACCUGAAGAGCCCAUGGAAAUUGACGCUGUCGAAGUGACGACGAUAAAGAAAGAGAAAAAGAAAAAGAAGGAGAGCGAGAAUGACGAAAAAUCAAAGGCAAAAAAUACUCUCCUGAGCUUUGAAGAGGAUCUGCUUGACGACGAUGGGGAAGUUUUUCAAGUUCGCAAAUCCUCUCAAAGUAGAAAACUUAUGCGGCAGCUGGACAAGGAAAGGAAGCGGAAAAAGGAAAAGGACAAAGUUUCAAGUAAUGGAACAAGUUUGGCUAAAGUGAAACAAGAACCAAAUACCCCUGAAGAUGAGGAAGUUCCUGUCAUCAAGCAGAUCCCACUGAAGAAAGAGAAGCCACUGAUCUUAAGUGGGCGGGAGGCAGAAUUUGCUGUUGAGAGAUCUGACAGCGAGGAUGAUGAUGACAAAGACCAUCCAAAAUUCUCUCGGCCAAAGAAACUCCAACAUGUCCUUGAUAGCGGCUGCAUUCCAGACGCAGCAAUGAUUCAUGCUGCCAGAAAGUCGAGGCAAAAGGCCAGAGAACUGGGUGAUUUCAUUCCAAUUGAUGAGAGUAAAACUGAAGGGGCUGGUUCCCGUUUAGUGAGAGAUGAAGAAGAAGACCAUGACAUAAGUGACGAUGAACAUGGUGAAGUUGCCAGAGGGGAAAACAAAAGAAUCGAUUUCACAGUUGAUACCACAGCAAGAGAUCAGGAGCGCAGAAGAGAGGCAUUUUUUGCAGCUCAAGAGCAAGAGCCUAGUGAUCAGCAUAGCGAUCUUGACGAUGAUGAGGUAGAAAACUGGGAAGCGCAGCAAAUUAGAAAAGCCGUUUCAGGAGCACAGCUUGCUGCAGCUCAGCAAGAAGUGAUGCAACAGCAAGGCUUGAUACAGCACCCCCCGUUUGUGCAGCUCCAUCCACUAGCCAUCCAACCCACCCCCACCCUGUCCCUGACGGACGGACCUGCAACCGAACAAGUUUUGUCUCAAAUGCUCUCCAAAGCCGAAGCACACACUCCUGAAGAAUUGUGUCGUCUCCUCCGCGACAGGUUGUGUACGCUGAAAGAAACGCAGCGCCGGCACAGUGUGGAGCGUGGCAACCUGCUGCUGGAGAUGGAGGACAUGGAGAAGAACUCGGAAAAAAUUGUUUCCAACGGGCCCGAGCGCUCAAAUCGCUAUCAGUUCUACCAAAAUUUGCGUGGGUAUGUCACAGACUUGGUAGAAUGCUUUGACGAGAAGGUGCCCGAAUUGGACCAGCUUGAGCAAAGGUUUAUCAAUGUGUUAAAAAAGAAGAGUAACUUCCUUGUGCAGCGAAGAAGACAAGACGUCAUGGAUCAGGCUACAGAUGCUGCUGCAAAAACAAGAUCGGUGGGAAUGCCAGCGCCAAUAAUCGAGCACGAUGAAAACCGAGUGAGGAGAGCUGCCGAACGUGAAGGGCGUCGAUCCAGAAGGCGAAGAGCUAGAGAAUCAACUCUGCCUGCCACUGACACUGUGAAUUCCAUAAAUCUGGUUCGCCACUACGAAGGACUUUCCUCUGAUGAUGAGCAGUCGGAACUUGAAUUAUCGGCAUACAAUAAGGAAAUUGAGCAAAUUGCUGAUGAAGCGAAGCUUUUGUUUGAAGAUGUUGAGGAAGAAUUCCAUGAAAUGCAUCUUAUUUUGAGGCAUUUUAGAGAAUGGAAAGAGUUUGAAAUCGACUCUUAUAAAGAAGCUUAUGUGAAUUUGAGUUUACCCAAAAUAUUUGCUCCUUUGGUUCGGCUAACUCUGAUUUCAUGGAAUCCUCUGCAGGAGAAUUCGGUUGACUUUGAGAGCACAGACUGGUUCCAGACACUAGUUAUGUACAGCGUUGAAUCUUCUGCUGAGAAACUAGAAAGCCUCAAAAGUGACCCAGACUUCCACUUGGUACCUUUGGUGAUCGAAAUUGCAGUGUUGCCUCGUUUAGCAAAAAUAAUGAUGGAUGUUUGGGACCCUUGCUCGUCUUCUCAAACACAACGACUGGCCAUGACCCUGAGGAAGAUUCUCUCCGACUAUCCAAAACUGGCCACCAGAGGCCGAGUUUCUAAAACAGUCUUGCCAGUUGUCGUCAGCAAGAUGAAAGAAGCAAUUGAUAAUGAUGUCUUUAUCCCGAUCUACCCGUCAAAAACUGCGUCCGCCAUUGGCCAGUUUUUCCAACGGCAAUUCUGGGCUGCGUUUAAGUUGCUGAAGAAUGUUAUUGCUUGGAGAGGGAUUAUUGGUGACACCACCUUGCAGGAAAUCUGCAUGGGUGCCCUCUUGGGACGGUAUCUUUUGGCAGCCCUCAGGACGUGUGACCCAAUGGAUGCCUUAGAAAAAAGUCGACAUUUACUGGCCACAAUGCCAAGAUCUUGGUUGAUUCGAGAGCCCCAGUUUGUCCAACUGCAGAUGUUCUCCACUCAAGUAACAAAUAUCAUCAAAGCCAUAGAUGUCACAACUCCUGGCGGAAGGGAUGCCAUGAUGGAAGCAUUGGUAAUACUUAAGUCACUUGGCGCAAAGACAAAAGCGGACGAGUUGGGAAAGAUUUAUCUGUGAAUUCACAACUUUUUUAGUCCACGGAUCUGCUCCAGAUAAUUUUUAAAUAAAUCACGACAAUUGGAUUGGAACCAU